This is a messenger RNA of Entamoeba dispar SAW760, 2115 nucleotides long. RefSeq lists its product as uncharacterized. The transcript has a single exon. The record is from RefSeq and is a predicted model, not a curated record. NCBI's taxonomy places the organism in Eukaryota, Evosea, Mastigamoebida, Endamoebidae. Bases 1 to 2115 code for a protein of 704 amino acids.
AUGCUUGUUAUAACUACAUUAAUUGCAAUUGCAUUUGCUACUCAAUGCAAAGAAUUAACCCCUGGAGUUUAUUCCGUUACUGAUGCUUUUGAGUGUAUUAAUUCUGUUAGUCUUUCUCUAGAAAAAGCAACAAAUAUUCAACACUCAUUACAGUCUCUAUUUCAAACAUAUGUUUUUAAAGAUAUAUUGAAGAACCCACCACAACCAUCUUUUGAUAGUAAGUUCUUCCCAACAUUAGAUAUUGAUGCUCAACUUGCAUCUCUUCCUUUACUUGAAGACCAAGCAGUUUAUCCAUUUAUGCAAAAAAUUCAAUAUAUUGUUGAUACAACUCAUGACCUUCAUCUUUCAUUCCGUUUAACUUCAAAUGAAAAUAAUACAUAUUAUUAUGAUAAUUUUUAUGCUUCACUACCUUUUACAAUUGACAUCGUUGAUGGUAAUUAUAUUAUUCAUCCUAAUUCUCAACUCUCUUCUCUUGGUAUUAAAAUUCCAGAAGAAAUUACAAACAAUGAUGGUAAAAUUAUCACAUCAAUCAAUGGAGACAAACCUCAUACAUUUGUAAAGAAAUGGGCAGAAGACCAUGCAUUCCUCAAAUCACCACAUGGAAGAUUUACAUAUGCACUUGAAUCAAUGUCAUUUGUUUCGUUAAGGUCUAAUCUUCUUUCACAAGAAUUUCUUUCUCAACCUAUUAAUAUUUUAUUAACAGGAGAUAUUUCAAUUUCAACACAAUACCAAAUGGUGUAUAUUCCACCACAAACACUUAACAAACAUAUUGCUAGAAAAAUUUCACAAAAAGAAAGAAGAUCUACUGCACCAAUUUCUGUUGAAGAUUUUAUUACUUAUAAGAAGUCUGAUAAGAUUUUUGAUUUAGAAUCAGCUGAUGGUAACUUAGCUUGUAAGUUUGAUUCUGAAAAGAAAGUUAAUACUAUUGUUUUAAAGACAUUCUAUCCAGAAGUUGAAUUUGAUAAUUUCUUUGAAGUAUUUAAUCAAUGUAUUAAGACUAUAGAUGAAAAUACUAAUCCUAUUAUUGUUAUCCUUCCAAUGAAUGGAGGUGGAUAUGCUGAUUUAGAAGCUAAUUUUGAACAAGUCCUUGCUCCACAUGCUGAUGUAGAUCUUAUUGGAAGUGUUAGAAUUUCAAAAGGAAGUGAAGGCUGUAUGAAAAAUGAAUAUGGAGAAUAUCUUUAUGACACUGACAAAUGUCAAGUUCUUUAUAAUGAAUCAAACAAAUCUGUUCCAUUAGGAGAAUGGUACACUCAACCAAAAGUAACUCAUUAUGGAGACAUUGAACAUGUAUAUUCUCAAAAUACUCUUAUGCAUGCUUCUACAAUGCUCGAAGCUAAAUUAGUAAAGAAUCCAAGAAAUCCAACUGAUGUUAUUAUUAUGACUGAUGGUUUUUGUUAUUCUGCUUGUAGUGUUUUGGCUAAAGGAAUGGUAAAUAAAGGUAAUGCCAUUGUUGUUGGUUAUGAAGGUGAUCCUGAGUUAUCUCUUGAAAGUUUUGAUGCUGGAAAUUCACCUACUCCAGUUAUUACUCAAGACGAAGUUUUUAUGGAUGAGGCUAAUGUUCUUGCUGAAUUAGGAGGAUAUAUGAGAAUAUCAUUCUUUGAAACAUUUGAAUGGAACUAUAAUUACAAUGAGACUAUUCCAAGAGAAUUUGUAUUAAAUCCUGUAGAUGAACGAGUCAAUAUUUUUAAAUACACUCCAAGUAAAAUUGACCAAUUCAUUGAUGAGGGAUUAAAGAUUUACAACAAAUAUCAAAAUGAAUGUAAUCCAUUAAAUAAAAGACUUGUUAAAGUAGACAAUGCCUGUGACAAUAAUAUUACUGUUGAACAUGCUCAUGGAGGACAUAUUUGUGGGGACGAUGGUAAAUGGAGUACUGAAUGUGUUGCUUCAUAUUGUGAUCCUGGUUAUAAAUUUGAUAGAUUCAAUAAUAGAUGUAUUGUUGAUGUUUGUUUCCAAGAAUCAAGUUCAAGUGAAAAUUUAUUUAGUGAUGAUUUAUUCUGGAUAAUUGUCGGAUGUGUUGGCGGCUUUUUAGUUAUUGGAAUUAUACUUGCAAUUAUCGUAAUUAUUGGAAUUAUUGUUCACAAGAAACAUCGUUCAGAUACCUAUGAUUCACUUUAA